AUGGUGGAGGAUCCUGCCGCGGAACAGGAGAUGCGGCAGCUGGAGGACCGGCUCAGGGAGGUCGGGGAACGGCUGCAGGCGCCUCCCGACGACGCGGAGGACCUGCUCAACCUCCUCAUCGAAGUUGAGGAGUGUUUACUUAAAGUAGAGCAGUCACCUCCCGAAAGCACAUCGAAUGCUCUUCGCCCAGCAACUGAAGCUCUGGUCAAGAAAGAGCUGCUGGGCCAUGCUGAUUCAAAUGUUAGACUUGGCGUGGCAUCAUGCAUAUCUGAGAUCACACGGAUCACGGCACCCGAUGCUCCAUAUGAUGACGAUGCAAUGAAGGAUGUAUUCUCUUUAAUUGUGGGGGCCUUCAAGCAUCUGGAUGACAUAGAGAGCCCCUUCUUUGGAAGGAGAACUUCAAUUCUUGAUACUGUGGCAAAAGUUCGGUCCUGUGUGGUGAUGCUAGAUCUUGAAUGUGAUGAUUUGAUAAAUGAUAUGUUCCAUCACUUCUUGAGGACUGUUAGUUCUGGACAUUCAGAAGCCGUCAUAUCCUGCAUGGAAACAAUAAUGAGAUUGGUAAUUGAGGAGAGUGAGGAUGUCCAACCACAGAUUGCUUCAUGUCUACUCCAAAAUGUUAGAAAAGAAGAAAAGGAAUCUUCUUCACCUUCCUUUGAGCUUGCUGAAAAAGUGAUAGACACAUGCCGUGAAAAACUGAAGCCAGUCUUUCUGCAAUCACUAAAAGGCACUUCCUUGAGCGAAUACAGCCAAAUUGUCGCAUCAGUUUGUGAAGAGGUUUCAGAUGACAGGGAAGAUAACAAUGCUGAUCCUUCUGGGAAGGACGCGGUGGAUGAUGGCAAGCUCUCCGAAAGGACUAUUUCUGAUGAAUUACCUCAGGAAUCUUCAAAGGCUGAGCAAGAUGUUAGCCGUCCUGAACAGGAUGGUACUUCUAUGAAUGGUAAUACAGGUACUGCUAUUAGCAGUGGUACUACUCCACCUGAUACUGGUGAGUCUGAUGAUCAAGGACCUCCUUCCACAAAAGAGAAGAUUGAACAACCUUGCAAUGCUGAAAACAUAGCAGAUGCUGAUCAGUUGAAAUCUGACCACAAUGAAGGUGCUGAGUCCAAUGCUGCAAAGCCCAAAAAGAAAGCUUCCCUUGAUUCAGACAAAAGUACUAAGCUCAAACCGUCUGAUAAAUGUGAAGCAACUGUGCAUUCUGAUGCUGACACUAAAAAGGAAGAUCUUGUAGCAUCAGCCGAGGGUACAAAUGGAGCAGCUGAUGAUGCAUCAAGGCCUGCUGAUAGUACACCUAAACCAAAGCGAGGCCGUCCUCCUGGCCCAAAGUCAUUGCAGAAGAAGGCUGCUGGAAAGGAUCAAUCUUCAGUUUUGGAUUUGAAAAAGGUCAAGGAGGCAGGUGAAUCAGCCAGGAAGUUGGCGAAACGAUCAGCUAAGGAUGAGAAGUCUUCCGCAAAGAAGGCUGGUGAAGGAGAAUCAUCUAAGAAGACUCAAAAGAGCAAUUCGAAACAGCAGAAGGAUGAAACUCUUUCUGAGGAUGAUCCUGCCAAGGAUCUGAGCUUAAAGCCUCCUCGUUCAAGGAAAAGCAAAGGCCUUGAUAGAAGUCUAGUUGGUGCAAGGAUCAAAGUUUGGUGGCCAGAUGAUAAGAUGUUCUACAAUGGUGUUGUGGAGUCAUUUGAUUCUGUUUCUAAGAGGCACAAGGUCGCAUAUGAUGACGGGGAUGUAGAGGUACUACUGCUGAGGGAUGAAAAGUGGGAAUUCAUCAGUGAGGAGAAGGGAGCUUCUGUGGCAUCUGAAACGCCACGAGGCAGAAAAAGAAAAGCGGACGCGGUGAAGGAAGAAAAUACAGAAACACCUAAAAGUGAUGCUGUGGAUCCUCCAAAGAAAAGAGGGCGUCCAAAAGGUGUGCGAUCCAGCAAUGGGACACCUAGUAACUCAGCUACUCCGAGCACAAAGGGGAAAACUGCUGGCAAGGAUGCCAAAGAAACACCUAAAACUGGCACCAACCUUAAGAAGGAACUUGAGAAGAGCUCCAAGGACAAAGCUAGUGUAUCAACUGAGACAAAGGAUGAAUUGCCUAAAGAUGAUAAGAGUACGAGCAAACCUAAGGAGGCUAUUAGCAAAGGCAAGGGUUCAAAAGAUGAAGGCAAGUCCACUGAAGGAAAAGCUAGGCCUGGUCGGAAACCAAAAAAUGCUGGUACUCCGGCGAAGAGUGAUGCUGACAAGGAGAAGCGGAAGGAGAAAGAAGUCAAGGCUGCUGAAAAAGAGCAGGAGGCAUCAGGAAAUGCUUCUACAGGAAAGAAGCGCAGAAGGAAGGCUUGA
Messenger RNA from Miscanthus lutarioriparius, 2316 nucleotides. The record is from the annotation of a GenBank genome assembly. Lineage: Eukaryota; Viridiplantae; Streptophyta; Magnoliopsida; Poales; Poaceae.